Molecule: messenger RNA, 787 nt
Organism: Quercus lobata
Lineage: Eukaryota; Viridiplantae; Streptophyta; Magnoliopsida; Fagales; Fagaceae
Product: ruvB-like protein 1
Exons: 7
Coding region: 1-531 (176 amino acids)
Molecular function (GO): ATP binding; ATP-dependent activity, acting on DNA
Source: RefSeq, a predicted model, not a curated record
AUGUAUGUUGUUAACCGGUACAUUGAUGAAGGUGUAGCAGAACUUGUCCCUGGAGUUCUAUUCAUUGAUGAGGUACAUAUGCUGGAUAUGGAAUGCUUUUUAUACUUGAAUCGUGUUUUAGAGAGCUCACUGUCUCCAAUAGUAAUCUUUGCCACAAACAGAGGGUUUUGCAAUGUGAGAGGGACUGAUAUGAACCGUCCUCAUGGCAUACCUGUCGACUUGUUGGACCGGUUGGUUAUUAUCCGAACACAAACUUAUGAUGUUGCUGACAUGAUAAAGAUUUUGGCUCUCCGUGCAAAUGUGGAGGACCUAGUAAUAGAUGACGAAAGUUUGGCUUACCUGGGUGACAUUGGUCUACAAGCAUCCUCAAGGCAUGCAGUUCAGCUGUUAUCGCCCUCCAGUAUUAUGGCAAAAAUGAAUGGCCGUGACAAUAUCUGCAAGGCGGAUAUUGAGGAAGUGAAAGCUCUCUCUAUGGAUGCAAAGUCUUCAGCAAGACUUCUUCAAGCGCAGCAGGAAAAAUACAUUUCAUGAAAAUUCUAAACAAUUUUCCCUGAAUGUCAAAGAUAGUCUGAAUUUGGAAGUAGCAUUAUUUAGGUUCGGUUAGCUUCUCUGUCGUGAGUUUUGAAAGAGCAGGAGGUUUUGGUCAAAGACUUUGGCUUCGUUGAUAAUUAAUGUGUGUAAAGGCGAAAUGUUUCAGAAGUGUUCCAAGCUACGGGAAAUUUGUAUUUGUCACAUGAGUAGUGUCAUGGUUAUGCUGUCAGCAGCGAUGCAAGUGGUGAAACUCUAG